UGCCGAAGUUGCGACCCUUUCUUUGCUCGAAGAGGUUUUUCAGCCGGCAAACGACCACAUAUCUUCAAUGAGAGAGAAAAUGUUUAAUUUCUCUUAAUGGCAUCAUCAUAUACGCAAAACCAAGAGAAAGCUCACACAGUCGGUUUAGGGGAACUAUACGUCGAUACCGCCGGGACGUGUCACCUUGAAUUCUGCCUACUCGGAAUGGUUGAACAUCGGUCGCGGCUAACGUAACGCUAACCAAGCCGUCUCGUAAACUCCUCCGCAAAAGAAUUAUUGUAGCUGGCUGUCAUCGGAGGUGGGUUACUUUCAGCCUCUACAUAUGUUUCAAGAUUUUUUUAAUAGCUGUCUUGUCUUCUUACGCGGAGUUUUGAAAUGGGAGUAGUACUGCGGAAUCUCCAAAAGGUGGUGCCUCUUCGCCGCGCCCGACUGCGCAAGGAUGUUGAGACGCUGAGGCACAUACUGGGCAUUCAGAAGUUCGAUCUGGGCAUCGUUUGUGUUGAUAACCACAAGAUUCAACAAAUUAAUAAGAUCUACAGAAAGAAAAAUGUGCCGACGGAUGUCCUGUCAUUCCCAUUCUACGAGGACCUAAGACCCGGUAAGCUGCCUUGCCCCCCUCAUAGGGAUGAGCUGAACCUUGGGGACGUUUUCUUGGGGGUGGAGUUUGUGAUGAAGCAGUGUCAGGAGGAAUCCCUAGAUCUACAUGGGGUUCUGACUGUGGUCACUGCACAUGGUAUCUGUCACCUGUUGGGCUACAGGCAUGAGACGGAGGAAGAAUGGACUGAGAUGCUGCAGAGGGAAAGCUACAUUCUAAGUGAGUACAACAGGCUCACAGGUCGUCAUCUCGAGCCACUGAUGAAGAGAUGCAAUCAAGAUAGGUGACAGUGAUUGUCACCUGCUACCUCCACAGUUGAACACUGCACUAGGUGUACUAUGGUGCUUUAUAUGGCUUGUACACUGUCCUGUAACUAGAUGGACUGUUUUAAUUACUGUCCUGCCAUGAUUCAUUAACAAAUUGUAAGGACAGAUUGCUGUCCUAUUCACAAACAGUAUUUGCUGCUACUGUUUUCUGAAGGACUUGCAUCUACCAAUUCUUUGGACAUCCUGAAACACUGGAUUCAAGUGUUGUUAAAGAGUUCUAAACAUCAAAUUAAAACGUCUGUGCACUUUCACUGUAAUAUUUUAUUAAAAUCUGCUUUAGGAAGAGUCAGUUGUGUAUGAAGGGUAGAAAAGGCUGUUCAUUCUUACUUGACAAAUACAUUUUACCCUCUUUACACAUUUGGGACAGGAUGUUCAGGAAGGUGCCACACUUCAGAAAUGUAAAUUCAAGGUGAACAUAAAAAACCCAAUCUCU
Molecule: messenger RNA, 1354 nt
Organism: Xiphias gladius (swordfish)
Lineage: Eukaryota; Metazoa; Chordata; Actinopteri; Istiophoriformes; Xiphiidae
Gene: ybey
Product: ybeY metalloendoribonuclease
Exons: 4
Coding region: 376-882 (168 amino acids)
Biological process (GO): rRNA processing
Molecular function (GO): metalloendopeptidase activity
Source: RefSeq, a predicted model, not a curated record